This is a messenger RNA of Ziziphus jujuba (common jujube), 1599 nucleotides long. Its product is annotated as dof zinc finger protein DOF2.1. Gene Ontology annotation, biological process: regulation of DNA-templated transcription. The coding region runs from base 461 to 1378 and encodes 305 amino acids. The record is from RefSeq and is a predicted model, not a curated record. Gene Ontology annotation, molecular function: DNA binding; DNA-binding transcription factor activity. The transcript is spliced from 2 exons. Lineage: Eukaryota; Viridiplantae; Streptophyta; Magnoliopsida; Rosales; Rhamnaceae.
UUGCAGAACAGAUUUGUAUGUGUGUGUGUGUUUGCAAGAGAGAGAGAGAGAGGAGGUGGGACUCGAAUUUUCUUAAUACUUUCUCUGCGUGCAAGCUAACCUCAUCGAUCAUCUCGUACGGCAAACCCAUCAUUACUCUCUCUCUCUCUCUCUCUCUCUCUAUAUCUCAAGCUUUCUCUCACUAAACACAUUCUCUCUCUUCUGGGUUUGCUUUAUAUAUUUAGAGGGGUGGCUCUAUUUCCUCACUUUUGCAUGACUCCAUAGCCCCGUCCCUCUACUCCUUUUCCUUCAUUUGAAAUUCAUCGAACAGUGUCUUUUUUUUCUUUUGGUUAUACUCUAUCUGCUAUCCUCCUCUUUUUUCUUCUAAAUUCUUUACCACUUUCUUUGUUGUCAAACAUAUAUAUACGAAGUUUUUCUCUUUCAAAAAACUGAUCAGGAGAGUACUGUUUGAUUUCAUGUUAUGGAUCCUUCAAGUGGACAGCAUCAGGAAAUGCCUUCUCAUUCAUUAGAAAACAUGUUGGUGAACACAAAAGCACAGCAAGAAAGAAAACCAAGGCCACACCCAGAGCAAGCUCUAAAAUGCCCAAGAUGUGAUUCCACAAACACCAAGUUCUGCUACUACAACAACUACAGCCUCACACAACCAAGGUACUUCUGCAAAUCCUGCAGAAGGUAUUGGACAAAAGGAGGAACACUAAGAAAUGUUCCAGUGGGUGGAGGGUGCAGGAAGAACAAAAGAUCAUCAUCAUCUUCAUCAUCAUCAUCAUCAAAGAGGGUACAAGAUCAACCACUCACACCCAAUUCCAAUCCCCUCUCAAACCUCCCACCCUUAACAUAUGACUCAAAUGACCUCACCCUUGCAUUUGCUAGGCUCCAAAAGCAGUCAUGUGGUCAGUUGGGUUAUGAUGAGCAUGAUCUUUCUAUUUUGGGAAACCCUACCAGCACCCAUUGUGAUAUUCUUGGAAACCCUUCUGGGAUUAACACUACAAACCCUGCUGGCUUUAUUGAUGCAAUGAGGAAUGGGUUUCUUGAAUCCCAAAAUCACUACCAGAAUUUGUAUUAUGGGUUUGGGAAUGGAAAUAUUGGAGAGGUUGAAAAUGGUGGUGGUGCGGUUAGUUCAGAGAUGGGUUUGCAUCCAUAUGAAGAAAUCAGCAGCAAUGCAGCAACAACAACAGCAGUGACAGUCACAACAAUGAAGCAAGAGUUGUGUCAUGGAAGAGACAAUGAGAACAGGAUCUUGUGGGGUUUUCCUUGGCAGAUGAAUAACAAUGGUGGAGAUCAUCAUGGAAACAAUUUGGGUGAUUUUGAUACUGGAAGAGAAAGCUGGAAUGGAAUGACGCCUUCUUGGCAUGGGCUUCUCAAUAGCCCCCUAAUGUAGUCCUUUGGAUUACUCUUUUUUAGUAUCUAUCUUCAAGAAACCAAAAAAAAAAAAAAAAAAAAAAAAAAAAAAGCAUAGAGUUUCUUCACUAUUUAGACUCAAAUUUCAGUCUUAAUCCUUAGAGUUCUUUAUUUAGUUUUUGUUUUUGUUUUGUUUGUUUUUUGUUUUUUGUUUUGGAUAAACUAAUUAAUGAAAUUUCAUAUAUUUGUUUUUCUAACCAA